UGCGCACGACAAUCGUGCCUGUGCCUGGCGGCUGUGUUCCUGCCGGAGCCGCAGACCCGAUCGGCAUCGGCUCUGCCUCACUCAUCGACUCCAUCGACUCUAUCGACUCUGCUCGACGCCCGUCCCGAUCGCAGCGCUCACAGCCCCACAGAUCAUGUCCUUCAUCGCACGCACACGAGCCGCCGUCCCUCGGCUGCUUUCAUCGCAGCGGCCCGUCCUGCGGCAGCAUGGCCUGUCGCUGCCGAGAUCGGGUCUCCCGUCCCCCAUGAUCGUCUGCCGGCUCUUCUCGUCCUCAAAAGAAAAGCAAGACAACGGCGAUAAGAGCGACAACAACAGCGGCGGCGGCGGCGGCGGAGACGGUGGCGAGCCAGUGUCCUUCUUCUCUGCCUUUGCCCGGUCCGUCAAGCGUCAGAUCGAGGAAAAUCGUGAUCUGCAGCAGAACGUCAAGUUGCUCUCCGACGAGACAAACAAGGUGGCCGACUCGGAAGCCGUCAAGCGUGCCAAGGAGGCCAUGGCGAAGGGCUCCAAGGUCGUUGGUGCUGUUGCCGCGGGCACGGCCCAAGCCAUCCAUACCGUCGCCGAAAUGCCGGCUGUCAAGAAAACCACCGAGACCAUCUCCUAUGUCGGAGAGAAGGUCGCGGACACUGCCCAGAAGGUUGCCGAUCCCAUCCUGGAAACUGAAGCCGCCAAGACAAUCGCCAAGGGCGUCAAGAGCAUUCAAAAGGACCUGGCAAGCGACAGCGCUGUGCGCUACGCCGAAUACAAGCCCAAGCACAUCCGUGAAGCUGAGAAGGCCCAGCGCUUGGCCGAGGCUGCCAAGGACCCGUUCAGCAAGGAUUCGAUCCGAAUGCUCACAGCCGAUCCCAAUGCCGGCCAGAGCGUUGUUCUCCACAAGACCUCCAAAUGGGCCGCGAGCUGGAACGACUUUAAGGAGAACAGCCUCCUGUCCAAGUCUGUCUCGGCCAUCGGCCGCCGCAUCGAAGAGAGCGACGAUCCUCUGAUCGACCGUCUGCGCUCGUGGUUUUCGCCGUGGGAGGACACCGAAGAGGCCCGCGUCAUCACCGCUAUCCGCAUGGUCGACGGAGUCUUCCGGAUGGAUACCUUCCUGCGCGAAGCCACCGAGUGGAUGGUUCCGGAUAUCCUGGAAGCCUAUCUGCACAGCGACGCCCAGGCUCUGAAGGCCUGGUGCACUGAGAGGGCAUGGGCAAAGUUCUCGAUGGCGAUCGAGAACCAGCACUCCCAGGGACUCAUCAGCGACUGCAAGCUGCUCGACGUUCGCAAGAUUCAAAUCCACAAGGCCAUCAUGCUGGACGACGAGCUGCCGCUGCUAUCGCUGACAUGUCAGACAAAUGAAAUCCUCAACUUCCGCAACAAGAAGGGCGAGCUUGUUGUUGGCGUCGAGGAUCACAUCGACCAGGCCUACUACUCCAUCAUCUUCACCAAAGCGCAAUGCAUCGAUCCCCAGGCCGAGAACAACCCUGCGACGGAUGGAUGGGUGCUAUUUGAUCUCCACCGACAAGCCUUCUAAGCCGGGUGCCCGCCUAGCCACACUGUCUAUAGAACCGAGGGCGAUGCCGGUGCCCGGCUCUGGAACAUACGAUACGAUACGAUGCCAUGCGAUACGAUGCCAUGCGAUGCGAUGCCACAAUCUCAAUCCCGUCGGUCGCUGCUGUCCAGUGGCCUCUCAAGCAUCCCCUCCCACUUCCAAUCAACCCCCCCACCGCAUCUUUGCUAAUAAAUACCGGGAUACCCCGGAUUUUGGCCGUUGAUCAAAUACGCUGUUGCCUCAAAACAUCGUACGCUGGCCAUGACCGUUCAGUGAUGCGUGUUUCUGGAUCUGAAUCAAGGAUACUUUCUCGCUCAAAUGGCUCCCUGCAAGCGAAACGCACCACCCAGGCGACCAAGUGGAUCCAGAGCACCCACAAGGUCCUUGGUCUGCAGCAACGGACGAAUGCCACACCAAGUCCCAAGAUCUCCAGGU
Messenger RNA from Polychytrium aggregatum, 1981 nucleotides. RefSeq lists its product as uncharacterized. The record is from RefSeq and is a predicted model, not a curated record. NCBI's taxonomy places the organism in Eukaryota, Fungi, Chytridiomycota, Chytridiomycetes, Polychytriales. Bases 155 to 1528 code for a protein of 457 amino acids. The transcript is spliced from 3 exons. Gene Ontology annotation, biological process: protein import into mitochondrial matrix. Gene Ontology annotation, cellular component: mitochondrial inner membrane. Gene Ontology annotation, molecular function: protein-folding chaperone binding.